AUGUCGAUAGAGCGUUACCUUCAGGCACCGUUGGAAGACGAACCAGCUUCAGUUCCUGCGAUCAACGCAGCGCUCAAGGAAAGUAGCUCGCCCGCCUGGAUCGAACGCCGGGCCCAUUCACGAGACACGUCCUAUGAUGCCAAUUCAGAAGGGCGACGGACCUUCUACACCUCAGCAAGCGGCCAAGAGUCCACAGGUACCUCUUUCAGCAUCGGGCCUCGACCAAAUCAUCAUCAGAGAAGCAAUAUCCACCUUGCGAUGCCUCCGCUCCCGAGACUUCGAACGGAUGCCCUAGUGCGUGACGACGUUCGUUCGCCUGACGAACCGAAUACCGGAAAAACGUUUGAUUCCGAGAGGACAUUGACAGACCAACAUGAGAUAAGCCCGCCGGGAAAGUCUGUUGAUAGUGCUUACCGAGCGAGAGUCGAGGCUGAGCUCGCACGUAUACAAGAAAAAGCUCGAAGACUUGAGGAAGAGAUGCGGAGAUUCAACCAGUGGAAAGAGAACGAAGAGUUGCUCGUCCCAAGGAUCACGGACGAGAUGGCUCAUCAGCAAAUGGCAUUGAAGCCCAAGUUGGCCUGGAUUCUGGGCGAAGAUAGCACAAAUAUUAGCAGCACGGACAGGCCGAUGACGAGCACCAGCGUCACUGCUGAUGCGUUGAACGAUACGCCGAGUCGACCAGCUACCAGUGGCAGAUCAACAGGGUCAAUGCCGGAGAAGGUUCCCAGGAGAAGCAAGUCAAGCAGUGCUCUCAUCGAGGAAUCUCAUUGGGCAAGUGACAAGAGAAGGAGUGUGCUGGUGCGACGAACGUCAAGCAAGCGUCCCAAAUUCUUCUGUACCUUUUGCCAGAAGAGAUUUCACAAUCGGGCUGAAUGGAUGGGUCACGAAAAGAACAUCCACAUGCCAGAGGAGCUGUGGAACAAGUUACUGUCAGAGCGGACUUUCGACAGGAAGGACUAUUUCUUGCAGCAUGUCGCCCAAGAACAUAACGUUAGCGCCGGACAGAAACCUCUUCGACUCACGCAAUUAGUUGAGGCUUGGAAACGCCCUCUGCCCCUGACACAGGGACAUCAAGCCCUUCAUUGUGGCUUCUGUGGCUUGACUUUCUCAACAUACGCAGAACGUACAGAACAUGUUAACAGCCAUUUUAUGAGAGGCGCCGAUAUGGUGUCAUGGUGGAAUGAGCGUAAGAGCCAUCAUGUGAUGCCACCUGCAAAAGGUGGGCUCAGAGGCAACCCCGCAAGUCCUCAUCGGUGUAACUAUUGUAAUCGUACUUUCGCAACGCUCGAGGCAGCACUGACAAAGCAUCCUGUGUGCAAUAUGUGGUCGUGCAGCUUCCUGCCUGGCAUGCAAUAUACAAUCUACCCUUCUGGCUCGGAUGAAGGCCUCGAAGCCGUGUGCUGUUACUGUAACGAGGGCUUCAGUAGAGGCAAUGGAAAGGUCAAGGGCACACUUCUAAAGGCGCAUGUCAGCACCCAUAAUUUUCGCAACUGCAACCAGAGUUUGUACUUUUCAGCCCAGCAGUUCCGUCAGCAUCUUCAAGACAACCACAGAAUUAAUUACGAUGGUACACUAUUUGCGGGGUGGACGCUGCUCCUGAAAUCAAGCAAGAAGGAGCGGAGCGCUAUCUUCGAAUCGGUUGAUGUGAGCCCGAAGCGAGCCUACACAGAUCCGGUGGUAGUAGUGCCCAAACAUCAACUCAAGAUGACGAAAGAGGUACCCGAGCCGAAGAUGAACUUUAUGGACUUCUCAGAGACACCGCAGUUCGCACCGAAGAAGAAAAUACGGCGCAAAGCAAGUUCGCAAACCAUGCGCGAUGCUCCUAACAAAGCAAUGCGUGAAUCGACGGUCGAGUUCAGACAUGCCGCGACGAUCGAUUUUGCACGUGGUGACGGUUCUGCCAGAACAGUCCCAAACCAUUGUGACACUACAGCGGCGUAUGCUGUCGAUGCUGCUACAUCGGGUUUGCAGUUCUUUCGCAGGAGAAUCGAGGGUUCGACACGCAACAGGCUGUAUAUGCGCAACGAGACUGAAGGACCGCUCACAAAGAGCUCGCAGAAGCUCUUCCGCAAGAUACCUGCGAGCGCUUUUGGUGGUCUAGUUCUAUACAGCUCGCUGUUGGCUGCGACGCCAGCGCGCUUAACGAACUCGGUUGAUAUCUAUUCAUUACAUUGAGCAAUAUAAUACUGCGUUUCGUCUCGUUGGGCACAUCGCUUUCUUCGGCGCGUGAUGGAUUUCCCAUCUAGUGUGCACCGCCUGCCCGACAUUUGCGUCGAUCCGGAGUCCAGAAUCCAGGUUGCAGAUUCACAUGCGGGAGGCCGCAACGCCAGCAUUGUUGUUGCCGGUGUCCAUCCGUACGUACCGAGUGUUAACCACUUAAAACGGGCGGAGCAAGCACAUUGCCUACCGCACGGGUGGUAGCCUGCCAGCAUCGGCAGAUAAUCCCAGAGGACAUUUUGGUACGACAAGCCAGGGCAAUUUGGUGACAAAUGGUAAUCGAUUUAGCUGGAGUUGAAGGAUAAAUGUGGGUUGUACAGAAAGUGGGCAUUUCGGCGGUGGAAG
Messenger RNA from Paraphaeosphaeria sporulosa, 2562 nucleotides. RefSeq lists its product as uncharacterized. The transcript is spliced from 4 exons. The coding region runs from base 1 to 2175 and encodes 724 amino acids. Gene Ontology annotation, molecular function: chromatin insulator sequence binding. Gene Ontology annotation, cellular component: chromosome. The record is from RefSeq and is a predicted model, not a curated record. Gene Ontology annotation, biological process: regulation of transcription by RNA polymerase II. NCBI's taxonomy places the organism in Eukaryota, Fungi, Ascomycota, Dothideomycetes, Pleosporales, Didymosphaeriaceae.